UAGAGCAAGCGGAUAUUUAUGUUGGAUGAUUAAACACAGUUAACUUCAGAGUGAUUGAGCAUAUGCAUGUACAUUUGUCUCAUUUCUCUCAAGACACAGUAUGGACAACAACACUGAGUUCUCCUACACAGAGGAACAAGAAAAGGAAUACGCUAAAUCACUGGAGAGACAAGUAAAGAGUCUAAAGCAGAAGUAUGAGGAUGAGAGGAAAGAAAGUCAGAACCUGCGCACACAGGUGGAUCAGCUGAGUUCUGAGUUGAAUGCAUCCACAGCCCAAUGUCAGUCAGCCAGUGAGCAGGUGGAGAAACUGCGAGGAGAGGUCAAAAAGACAACGGAACAGUUACAGAAGAGCCAGCGAGAACAGGUGCAGCUAGAGGAAAGGUGUCAUCAGUUAGGACUACGUGCCUCAGGGGUUGACCAAACAGAGAUAGCCCUCCAGAACUCAAACAAAGCUUUGGACAACAGUCAAUUUCGCCUCCGUGAGAAAGAGAGACAACUGGACCAGCUGACUGCAGAACAUGAGACUACUGUGAAGGCGUUAGAGACAGCACAAUCUCGUAUAAAAUACCUUGAGGCAAGAGUGGAAGACCUUAACUACCAGGUGAUGCAGGAACUCAUUAAAAACGAAAAGAUCGAAAAGAAAAUAGAAGGUGUACCUUUGCUAGAAGACAAAAUCUUGGAGUUGGACAGACUUGUGAAGCAACAAGAGAAAGAAGUUAAGGAGAAAUGUGCAUUAUUGACAGCCUCAAGGAAAGCUGUUCGGGAGUAUAAGGAAAAAAUUCGGUCCCAUGAGAACCAGGUUAGGGAAGUCAAACAGGUGAGGGAAGAGCUGGAACUCUACAAACAUGAGGUGAACACACUAAAGAAACUUUUGGCGGGCAAAGAUGGUCUGGUGCUGCAGAAAUCACAGGCUCUGGACUUUGCAAAGGAUGUGAUUGGGACACUUCAGUUGAGCUUGGAUGGCGAUAAUGUGGAGAAAAUUCAGCAAUUAAUCGAAAGGAGUAGUUUGGUCCUGUCCUCUCAUAACAGUAACAGUACCAUGUCCUUGUCUUGGACAGCCAGAUCUGCCAGUCCGGAGUCAGAGUUUGUGAUGACCAGUGGGAGUGUGGUCAGUUCCUCUCAGAAACACAGGCCAUGGACAGCAGUGGCUACUUCAAGACAGGCGAAACCUUCCUUUGGAUAUCAUGGCAAUGUUGCAUGUGGAAAUCCAGAGAAUGGCAUUUUAGAGCGAUUGCUGAUUGAAGACAACUGUAAAGAAAACUGUCAUUAUUCACACUCUCUGAGAAGCUCCUUUGGGCUUGGAGGAAAACGCCCCAACACGUCACACGGCAUGCCCAGUCGAGAAGCUUGGGGCACAGGAACACGCAAACUGAUUCACAGGAAUGAGGAACAGAACAGGAUGAGGUACCGUCCGUGUAGCGACACGUCGUAUGACGCACAGCAGACGGAAAGCUCCACAGUGUAUCAUAUGACCAACCUAGACAACAAUAACAAUGACACUGGCCAGGUCAAGAUUUCUUCCAUUGUUAAGAGAAUUAUUUCUGAGAGAAUAAACAAGUUAAGUGGUACAAAGUUUUCUCCAUGUCAGGAUGAUGCCAUUCUGUCUAUGUUUGUUGAUGUUGGUGACAGAGUUUUCGUGAAGUUUCCCAAUUCACUCAUACCUCAGAAGUUGUCAAAAAACCCAAUGUUACAGAGAUUUGGAAAAAGGAAAGCCACUAGAGAGAAACAUUACUGUGGGAUUGUGAAGUACAAAGGCCUCAUAGAGAGAGAUGUCCCUGACUCCAGGCUUUAUGUGGGAUUAAACCUGGAUGAGCCUGCUGGUGAUACCGAUGGUAAAGUUAGAGAUAAGACAUACAUGUUUACCUCCCCUGAGCACGGCAAAUUCUUGAGGAUUCUUAACAUCGUCUCUGUGUUUGAUAUUCAGAGUUCUCGCUACAUAGAAUUGUCUGCAUUGAAGAAAGAGUAUCUCCAGCACAAGGAAAAUUCUUCUCACUAACGGUCAAUCUGAUUGGUCGCUUGUUCUGACUGUCAUUGUCCAAUGACACAGCCCUUCUCAUUUGUCAAGACUUCAUUAGGCAGCAUGUUACUUGAUUAG
Liolophura sinensis is the source of this 2095-nucleotide messenger RNA. RefSeq lists its product as uncharacterized. Bases 101 to 1996 code for a protein of 631 amino acids. Lineage: Eukaryota; Metazoa; Mollusca; Polyplacophora; Chitonida; Chitonidae. The record is from RefSeq and is a predicted model, not a curated record. The transcript is spliced from 14 exons.